AAUACUUCCACGCAGACUCAGUGCCAACGUCCAGACUGUCUGCGAUGUCAUUGAGAAAGUCGGGACUUCAAAAGGAGGUCUUAGCACUCUAUAGACGUGCAUUACGCAUGGUCCGUACCAAACCAGUUUUGACCCAGCCAAAAUUUCUCCUCUUCGUGCGCUACAACUUUCACACGCAAGCAUCUUCUGUAUCACCUCGCAAUGUUGCAGCUAUAGAGCACCUUAUCCGUCGUGGUAGAAGGCAACUGGAGAUGUACGAGCAGCCCUCUGUCAGAGACUGUCAGAUAUCACGAGCCAUGAGUGAUUGGGAGCAAAGCCGACGCGGAUCAUGGACAACGUCGCAGUAAUAUCAAACAUCACAGGAGAUGGUAGAUUCGGUCGAAGCAAUAUUAUGGGUAACUACGAGUAUGGUACAAGAGUUUGGGAUGCGACUCCCUCGUCGCGUCACACAGUAAUGGGUGUACUCGGCCUCUUGGUCCGUCGUGCCUUCA
Suillus fuscotomentosus is the source of this 491-nucleotide messenger RNA. RefSeq lists its product as uncharacterized. Gene Ontology annotation, biological process: mitochondrial respiratory chain complex II assembly. The record is from RefSeq and is a predicted model, not a curated record. Bases 45 to 347 code for a protein of 100 amino acids. NCBI's taxonomy places the organism in Eukaryota, Fungi, Basidiomycota, Agaricomycetes, Boletales, Suillaceae. Gene Ontology annotation, cellular component: mitochondrion. The transcript has 2 exons.